Molecule: messenger RNA, 2275 nt
Organism: Plodia interpunctella (Indianmeal moth)
Lineage: Eukaryota; Metazoa; Arthropoda; Insecta; Lepidoptera; Pyralidae
Gene: Dip-B
Product: putative aminopeptidase W07G4.4
Exons: 1
Coding region: 121-1659 (512 amino acids)
Biological process (GO): proteolysis
Cellular component (GO): cytoplasm
Molecular function (GO): metalloaminopeptidase activity; manganese ion binding
Source: RefSeq, a predicted model, not a curated record
CAACUGUUAUUGACCGCGCAAACAAACCGUAUCUGUUAAUUAAUACCACUAUAUCACUAAUUUAUAGUAGAUAACUGGCUAUCAGUCAGUCAGUCCAUAUCCAGGCCGCGGCACAUCAACAUGGCUGUGGAGGAGGUAUUUUAUAAAUUAUACAACAACAUAUUAAUUGAAACUAAUUUACAAAAUACGAAUUAUGAUGCUGUCGUACUGAUUGCGUAUCCUGAAGACCUGAAUGUGCAGCUGCCGAGGCAUAUUGGAAGCUUCCUCGAGAAAGCAGCUAAGGUAGAUAAGCAUAUAACCAAAGCUGUAACCGUGUGGAAUUGUGACUAUGUCUCCGGUGGAAGACUGGUUAUUUCUCCGACUGGUAAAGUGACUCCUUACCAUGACGUUUCUGUUGUCAAACAAGCAGCUCAGAAAGGAGUCUUGAGAGCUCUCGAAGCUGGAGCCAAAAGUCCUUUAGUGGUCGUUCAGAGUGUUGUACAUUUCCCCGAUGCACAAUUGGUAGCUGUUUUAGGUGUCUUAGAAGCGCUUUACACGCCUCUACAGAUGAGGGAACGCGUAGCUCCGAAAAAUUUCACCAAAAUCGGUUUCCACGCUGAAGAAACUUUAGAUGAGAAAUUUGAAAGAAUCGUCAGGAACGCCAUAGCUUUGGAAAGAGCUAGAAUUAUAACCAGAGACAUCGGUGGUUCUGAUCCGGAAAGGAUGGCUCCAGGGAAAAUUGUGGAAUACAUCAAUAAUUCUUUUUCUGGUGAGAAUAAUAUCACCGUUAAAGUUGUUGAUGAUGAGAAUGUAAUUGCUGAGCAAUAUCCUCUUUUAGCUGCUGUGAAUAGAGCUGCAACUCGCGUAGACAGGCACAAAGCGAGAGUGGUAGAAAUUGAAUAUAAACCAUCAGAUCUUUCGAGAGUCAUUGAAACAUUGAUUUUAGUUGGCAAAGGUGUGACUUACGAUACUGGCGGCGCUGAUAUCAAGAUACAGGGCAAAAUGGCGGGCAUGGCUAGAGAUAAAUGUGGGGCGGCAGCCGUUGCUGGGUUCCUGAAAGCUUGUUCGAUUUUGAAACCACCACAUUUGAAAGUUAUUGGAGUAUUAUGCCUUUGCAGAAACUCUGUAGGAUCAGAUUCUUAUGUUGCCGAUGAGUUGCUGGUUUCCAGUAGUGGAAAAACUGUUAGAGUGACUAACACCGAUGCUGAAGGUCGUUUGGCGAUGGCUGAUGCGUUGUUUAAGAUGUCAGAGACUGCUGGCAAGGAGCUCAAUCCUCAUAUUUAUACUAUUGCGACAUUGACUGGCCACGCGCGCGCUUGUUAUGGCAACUAUGUGGCAGCUAUGGAUAACCACAGCGCCAGAGCUACAAACCACUCUAAUAAACUACAAUUGAGUGGCUCCAGAGUUUCGGAAGGUGUCGAAGUGUCAGUGGUGAGACAUGAAGAUCUAGCGAUCAAUGAAGGGAAGUGUAAAGGAGAUGAUUUGGUGCAGUACGAUACUGGUGCGAAAGCGAGGAAUCAUCAACUUGCAGCUGGUUUCCUGAUCAAGGUCGGGGGGCUCGAGGAGAAGAAUUUGAAGUACACGCAUUUGGACAUCGCGGGGGCUGCGGGGGAGGCCCCCUCCGAGCCUAGUGCUGUACCAGUGCUGUCAUUAUGUCAUUUGCACAAAGUUUUCAUGUAAUACUCAAUUUGUGCUUUGUUUACAUUAUUAUUUACAAAAUAUUGUACACUAGACCUCAUCUAUGCUUUCCGCCAGGUUAGAUUGAGGUCAAAAGUACUCAAUUUUUUAAUUAUAAUGAUUAUCUAACGACUAAACUUUUUUAGAUUAGUUUAUUGGAAUAAUUACUUUAAAUAUACCGACAUUAUCUAAAGCGAGCCUUAUAUUUUAAUUUACAAUAUAUUUUUCAUUAUUUAUAUGAUCGAUGGUGCAGGUUGCGAGUGUGACUUUUAAGAGGUUUCCAAUUAUUUUUGUUUGAUUUUGUAUAACUAAUUACAUAUGUUAAGUACAGGGUGUUAAGUUGGUCAAUUGAAACCAGAGAUUCGAUAUGAGAAGUCCAAAACCAAUGAAAAACAAAAAACAAUUUUUCGUUAAAUUAUCCCCGUUCAUAAUGAGUUUGACCCGUUUAUAAACUAACAACCUGUUGUUAUGUUCCAUUACUAAUAUCUAUUUAUCAUAAUAAGAAAAAUAAAGCAUACUUCAAGCUAAAGUCUGUUUAUGUUUCGUCUCGUUGCGUCAAUGCCGAAUUUUUUAAAGUGCGAUAGACAAAACAUACUUUAAUAAAACAUUCAGAUAAGAA